Phyllostomus hastatus (greater spear-nosed bat) is the source of this 1822-nucleotide messenger RNA. RefSeq names its product arginine vasopressin receptor 2 (gene AVPR2). Gene Ontology annotation, cellular component: membrane. The coding region runs from base 265 to 1476 and encodes 403 amino acids. The record is from RefSeq and is a predicted model, not a curated record. NCBI's taxonomy places the organism in Eukaryota, Metazoa, Chordata, Mammalia, Chiroptera, Phyllostomidae. The transcript has 5 exons. Gene Ontology annotation, biological process: G protein-coupled receptor signaling pathway; positive regulation of vasoconstriction; regulation of systemic arterial blood pressure by vasopressin. Gene Ontology annotation, molecular function: vasopressin receptor activity; peptide binding.
UCCUGGGAAAAGUCCCUGGAGUGGCUGGGGGCAGGAAGGGAAGCAGUCCUUCCCGGUGCCACAGGCAGGAGGCCAGGGGAGGUGCAUGGGGAGCGGGGAGGAAGUCCCCUCCUGGGCAGGUCACUCCCAGAGGCUGGGUUGGGGCGGGGCAGGCGAUGGAGAGCAGAUUUGAGCUCCUGGGAUACCUUCGAGCCCGCUGCUGCCCAGCUUCCCAAGAAUCCAGGAGCCCAGCCAGGUGUUCAGGACACCCGCCCCGGCCCCAACAUGCUUGUGGCUUCCACCACCUCUGGCUGCCCAUGGGGGCUGGGGCUGCCCUUCCCUCCAUAUCAUCUGAGGUGGGGAGAUGAUGUGCGCUCUGCUGGUGGAAAGGAAGCAGAAGAUCCAGCUGUUCUUGGAGCCGUCUCUCCACCUCUCCCACUUGGCAACAGCAGCAAGGAGAAGCCUGCGGACACCCGGAACCAGCUGCUAGCCCAGGCAGAGGUGGCCCUGCUCUCCGUAGUCUUUGUGGCUGUGGUCCUGAGCAAUGGCUUGGUGUUGGGGGCCCUGGCGCGACGGGGCCGUCAUGGCCGCUGGGCACCUAUGCACGUCUUCAUCGGCCACUUGUGCCUGGCUGACCUGGCUGUGGCUCUGUUCCAAGUGCUGCCCCAGCUGGCCUGGGAUGCCACCGACCGCUUCCAAGGGCCUGAUGCCCUGUGCCGGGUCAUCAAGUACCUGCAGAUGGUGGGCAUGUAUGCUUCCUCCUACAUGAUCUUGGCCAUGACAUUGGACCGUCACCGUGCCAUUUGCCAUCCCAUGCUGGCACACCGCCACGGAGGUGGAGCUCACUGGAACCGGCCAGUGCUGGCGGCCUGGGCCUUCUCGCUCCUUUUCAGCCUGCCACAGCUGUUUAUCUUUGCCCAGCGUGAGGUGGGAGCCAACAGCGGGGUCUUCGACUGCUGGGGUCACUUUAUUGAACCCUGGGGCCUUCGUACCUAUGUCACCUGGAUUGCCCUAAUGGUGUUUGUAGCACCUGCCCUGGGUAUCGCUGCCUGUCAGGUGCUCAUCUUCCGGGAGAUUCAUGCCAGCCUGGUUCUGGGGCCAGCGGAGAGGCCUGGGAGGCGCCGAAGAGGGUCCCAGACAGGCAGUCCCAGCGAGAGGGCCCCUGUGUCAGCAGCUGUGGCCAAGACCGUGAGAAUGACGCUGGUGAUUGUAAUUGUCUACGUGCUGUGCUGGGCACCCUUCUUCCUUGUACAACUGUGGGCAGCGUGGGACCCGGAGGCACCUCUGGAAGGCCCCCCCUUCGUGCUGCUCAUGCUGCUGGGCAGCCUCAACAGCUGUACCAACCCCUGGAUCUAUGCCUCCUUCAGUAGCAGUGUCUCUUCAGAGCUGCGCAGCCUGCUCUGCUGCGCUAGGAGGCGCACCCCACCCAGCCUGGGGCCCCAAGAGGAGUCCUGUGCCACCGCCAGCUCCUUCCUGGCUAAGGACACUUCCUCCUGAGAAGCCAGGGGGCGCCUUCCUUCCAGAAGCUCCACAGAGCUCAGCUGCCUGUCAAGGGGCUGGUCCUGGCAUUCAGAGAGAGGAGGGCCAACUGGGAAUUGGCUCCGGAUAGUGACGGGCCCAGGGCAGCUCCUUUGCACCAGGUAUGAGGAGGGGCUGCAGCGGCACUGCGUGGUCCAUGGCUUCUGCCCUAGGCAGAGCCUGCCCCUGAGAUAGAGGUCCCGGGGAGCCCAGAAGGAAGGAAAGAGGGCAAGGCCAGGGGAGCUCCCUUUCUUCACUCGUGUAUUUGCUCUCUGUGUCCCUUCUCACUCUCUCCCUAAUAAUAAAAGUAUCAGCUCAUUUUCCA